Molecule: messenger RNA, 1350 nt
Organism: Necator americanus (New World hookworm)
Lineage: Eukaryota; Metazoa; Nematoda; Chromadorea; Rhabditida; Ancylostomatidae
Exons: 13
Coding region: 1-1350 (449 amino acids)
Biological process (GO): positive regulation of transcription elongation by RNA polymerase II; transcription elongation by RNA polymerase II
Cellular component (GO): nucleus; Cdc73/Paf1 complex
Molecular function (GO): RNA polymerase II C-terminal domain phosphoserine binding
Source: RefSeq, a predicted model, not a curated record
AUGUCAGACUCGGAUACUGGCAGCGAUGAUAAUGAACAGAAGAAUGACGAUGUGAACAGUCAAAGUCAUAAUUCCGAUUCUACACCUUCACAUCGGUCCGAUACACCUUCACAUCGAUCGAAUACGCCCUCACAUCGAUCUAACCAUGAUGAAAACUCUCAGGAUUUGCCAAGUGACAGAGGCUCAGAAAAAAGUGACUCCGAACGCUCAUCAGCAUCACCACGGAAAAACAAAAAGAGCUUGAUUGAUGAUAGUUCCGAAGACGAGGGAACAAAAAGCGGCGGCGAAGCAGCGGCAACUGCUACUGCCCGAAUCUUUGGUGAUGAUGUAUCAUCAUCAGAUUCCGAUGACGAACGAGGAGAUGCUGUCAAAAAGAAAAGAAAUGAAAAGGAUGCAGAUGGGGACAUGUCGGAUGCAAGUGGAAAAAGUGGUGAUAGCAUUCAUGGCAUUCGAAUGUACCCAGAACAAGAAGAAGAACCAGAGAAAGAACUUCCACCAACAAUUAUUGAAACGACGAUGAGCAAAGUGGAUUGCGAUUUUGGGGAUGGUAUCCAGUUUAUGAAAAUACCGAACUUCUUCUCUGUUGCGCUAAAACCUUUCGACCCAGAGACUUAUGAGGAAGACGAGGACGACGAUCAUGUAGACGAGGAAGGUCGGAAUCGCUUGAAACUGAAGGCUGAAAACACUAUUCGGUGGCGAUUAGCUCAAGACGCUGACGGCAACGUUAUUAAAGAAAGCAAUACAAAAAUUAUCAGAUGGAGUGAUGGAAGUAUGUCGAUGGUGAUCGGUAAGGAAGUGUUCGAUGUAGAAUCAGUUCCCAUUCACGGCAGCAUGCAGCACCUUUUCAUCCGGCAAGGAACUGGCCUUGUUGCUCAGAAGAUUUUUGACAGGAAACUGAUAUUUCGUCCUCAUUCAACUGAUAGUGAGACGCAUAGAAAGGUCACAAUGAACAUGGCGGAAAGGACGCGUAAAAGUGGCCAAGUUCGGAUGGUUGCGGAAGUUGGUUCAAAUCCGGAACAAGCCAGAAGAGAGGCAGUUCGUAGAGAGGAGGAAGCCCUUAGGGCUGCUAUUCGUAAGGAAACACAACAACGACGCACGAAAGACCGGCAUCGUCCGAACGCUGCUUAUCUGGAAGGCAGACCUGACUACUCAGAUGAAGAAGCUGAGCAUACUCCAAGAGGUCGCGGUAGAGGAUUUGAUGCGCCUUUAAUUGGUGCGAGCGACUCAGAAGAUAGUGAUGUUGGUCGUCGCGGGAAUGAGAAGGAAGCGGAGGAUUCUGAUGAGGAAUUCCGAAGAAAGAAACAACAACAGAAGAAGAAGAUCGUUACGAGUGAUGAAGAGAGCGACUAA